Molecule: messenger RNA, 4126 nt
Organism: Epinephelus moara (kelp grouper)
Lineage: Eukaryota; Metazoa; Chordata; Actinopteri; Perciformes; Serranidae
Gene: tnfrsf9a
Product: tumor necrosis factor receptor superfamily, member 9a
Exons: 7
Coding region: 287-1138 (283 amino acids)
Biological process (GO): regulation of cell population proliferation
Cellular component (GO): external side of plasma membrane
Molecular function (GO): cytokine binding; signaling receptor activity
Source: RefSeq, a predicted model, not a curated record
AGUAUUGUGUUGGAGCGCACUAAGGUCACAGCACAGAGAGAUUGCUUCAUACAAUACCAGUCAUAUUUUCUACCUCCUAUUCAGCUGAGCAGCUUUAGGUUUAGAAGAGUGUUUGUGUUUUUUAAAUUAAAACAACAAAUUUAGAGAAACAAAAAAAGAAAUUUAAAACCAAAAAAAAAAAAAAAGAUAUUAGAUAUCUGGGAUAUUUCUUGGACUGGAUUACCUCACAUCUCUCCUACAGUGGCUGUAUCAUCCUCACCAUCAAGUCUGGGAAGCUGACUACAGAAUGGCUGCACUCCUGUGGGCGAUGGUUCUGUCUUUGUUCCUGCAGGGAUGUUUGUGCAGUGUUGGGGAGACUAACCAAGGCUGCAGGCUAUGGACUCCACAAGGACAAGAUGUUUGCUGUAACGCCUGUCAUGCUGGACACCGCCUUUUCCGUAAGUGUGGACCAAACCCGAAAGAUCUUUGUGUUCGUUGUGAGUCCGGGACAUUUACAGUGAACCCUCUAAACUACAGGUGUAGCAGGUGUACACAGUGUGUAGGGGCUCAAGUCCAUAUGCAAGACUGCACAGCCACAUCUGACACAAAGUGUGGCUGUAAAGAAGGACUCGUCUGUGGUGACGACAGCUGCUCCUACUGUGUUACAAAGUGUGACAAAGGUUACGAACCUACUAAGAAUGGUUCUUGCAGAGCAUGUCCAGAGGGAACCUUCAGCGACCAAAGUCACCAGAUGUGUAAACCCUGGAGUACCAAGUGCCCCAAUCCAAAUGAACAUAUCGUGGCCAAGGGGAAUGCCUUCACUGACAUUCAGUGUAGUGUUUCACGUAAGAGCACCACGACACCUGCUCCCGAACAACAGGGAUGGGAAGUGGGCCUGACUGUAAUCACCAUCGUAGCUCUGACGAUCUUUUGCUUCAUCGUCAUCGGCAUUGUAGCCAAGAAAAUCAUCAAGAAACGACCUAAAGAAGAAGAAGAAGAAGAAAAGCCAGUCACAAAAACACUGAUAAUCAGAACCCCUACAGAUGAUCCUCAGACUUUGAGAGCGAUUGAGUGCAGCUUUCAUGAGGCCCAGCAGGAGCAGGGCAGCAGCUCAGAGUCGCUGGCCUCCAAGGACUCCUCGGACCAGCUCAUUGUAUGAAUCGAAGGGGCCAGAGUGCCACCCUGAAGUACCUGUUAUUUGUUGAAUUAUGUGAAAGGAAACAGGAUAUCCUGGAUAAGAAGGGGUCUUUCUUUGCAAUACUGAGCCAGACUUUUAGUAGGAAGUCUUUUCUGGCUUUAAAUGAAAGAAACAGAGCACUGUGUUUACCUAUCUGCCUUUUAUCCACCCUUUUUUCCUAGAAUCGGAAUAAUGAAAGCUACUGUGAAACUCCUGAUGGGUCAGGCUAGAGAUAACAUUUAACUCUACAAUUACAGCAGGAUAUAAUUAUAGUGAUUUUAGAUUUACACAGGGGGGGGGAAGGGGAAUUCAGAGAGGGGAAAAACUAAAGUGCACUUACAAACAUCUAUUCAUCAUGUAAAUGACGACAGACAGUGAGGUUGUGUUUUUUCCCUUCAGUGAAGUGUGAAAUAUACAGUAGCUCUAGGAUAGCUUGGAAGUUUUGAAUUAUUUGGAGUUUGGCGCCAGAUAACAGUUACACAAAAUACCUCACAUUAAAACCCAAAGCCUUUUAGAAACCACUGGAAACAAUGCUUUCAAUGUAAGUGAACUUGUGACAAUGGACUGUAUAACAGAACACUGUAGCAUCUGACUGAGUGUGAACUAGUUUCACUACUCUGAUAUUUGCAUACCUGAGCGGUAAAGCUGCUGAGUGGUGCUGUGUGUGAAUAGUGCAGGUGGGCGUUCAGCUGGGUGUGGAAACUGAAAGCAGACAGGUCUUCUUAGCCCACAUAGGCCUCCCAAAAUAGAUGCUUCGUUUUACCCAGGCACCACUGACCAGCUUUGUACUGUUUACUGCUGCGUUUGUAGACUUCAGUGAGCCACACUGGACUCCGCCAGUCAUGAUUUUAUGAAGUGAAACAUUUACGAUUUAUCAGGGGAUAGUUUGUUACUUUAUGUCAGUCUUUGUUUAUUAUUUAUUAUAUCUAUAAAACACACAAGAGUUCUAAGCAAAUCAAUCAUGUUGAAUACUGCAUGGCCUCUCCCACGCUACUUAACAUUACCAAGAAAUAAGGACUUUCCUACAAUUGCUUCAUUGGUGUCAAAAAGUCCAGUAAGGGGAGUUUCCAUUUUUGUAAAUAGGUAAUCCUACAAUAUGUUAAAUACCAGGGAAUCUACAGCACAUAGUUUGCAUAUCUCCUGUACCUUUGUGUUGUUAUUAUGAGGUGAAUAUCUGGGUAAAGGUUUAAGUGCACUUACACAAGCUCAGACAUGCCUCUUGAGCAAGACUUUGGCAGCACAGUGGCUAUCCCGGGUGGAAUAUUUAUUUCAGAUGAAAUGUCAGAUGGUGUGAUUAGUCACGCAAUGUAGUGAAUCUUUGAGAUUCCCAUUACGUGCGUCAUGUGGGAAACCCUCUGGAUAAAUAUGAUAACACAGAGCACAUACCACAGGCGCACGAGGUAUCAUAAUGAGGCUUAAGGGUCAUGUGGAACUAGUCAGUCCUGUGCUGUUACAGCUUAUCAUCUUGCCCAAUGAAGUGAGCAGCUAAAGACCAAGUGGAACUUUUUUUUUUUUUUUUUUUUUAACCAAACGCAUGUCUUUUCUAAACUGUAGCAGGCGUGUAUCUUUCUUCUGAAAUGGAACAUUUGCUAAAUGUGCUGUGUGGGCUUGGGGUUAGCCCACACCUAUAGUAAUGUAUCAGUGACUGUGUAUGAGUCAUAACUCUAGCGUUGUGAUGUCUGCUAAAAGACCACAAAGUUCAUGGGUGCUGCCUUGACAAGUGUCACCACAGUACAGUCAACGUCAUGUCAUACAGUAACAUUUUCAUAUGAACGGUGGCACUUUAAAUAUCAACUGUUACCAGGUUUAUUGUAUGCACUUCUGGUUUGUGUGAUAUGUGAAUUUAUCUUUCUGCCUCACAUUUGACUAACUGCUGUAAGACUUGUAUUUAUAUCUGUCUUAAACUGUCCAUGGAUUACACUGCAGUAUGCAUUCUGUUUGUACUUUUAUAACUUUUUACACAGACAAUAAAAAUGGGGAUUUUUUAUUUUAUUUGUUGCACUUUCUUACAGAACAAUUGCAUUCAUAGUGGUCCACCUUAGCAGUGGCAUAUUUCAUUUGUAAAAAACAAAAAACAACAAAGAGUGUUUUAAAUGUGGGUAAAAUGAACAUACAAAGAGCAAAAACCUGAAAUCAAUGACUGAUUAUAUGUGCAUAAAAAUCAAAUCUUCUGUUAGAGAAACCAUUCUGUAUGAUGAAUGAUGUUAACUGGCAUCAUAAUGGUGUCUGGACUGAUAAAAACCCACCUGGCAAAAUAUACAAAAACACAAGUUGGAUAUGUACCACAUAAUUUAGGCUUAAAAAGUCCACUUACAAAUUGUUGGGAGCUUUUUAACCGCUUCUCCCAGCUAUGUGGGGAAGUCCUGAUAACAAGUGGUUGUGUGUAUGGAGAGACUUGACCUCCAUCUCAGUUCAAGGACUGUCUUUGUUUUCUGAUGUGAAUGACCGUGAGAAAGAGUUGAAACACACAAAAAGCUAAUAAGUGGAUCUUUGUUCCUCAUACUGUCUCCAAAGGAUAUAGUUACAUCUGACUAUUACAAAAAAAACUGAGCAUAAUUUCAUGAUUGCUGUGAUGUCUUUAAAAAACGGGAUUUCCAUUUCAGGGUUAAAUAAGUUCAUUUGAUUGUCAUUGUACCAUUGUGAACAUGGCUGGAGCCUUGCCAAACUGCUGUAAAGAAAAGUUGGCAAAGCGGAUGUCUGUAAGCGGCCUGUCCGAAAACAUCACUCCAGUUCAAAGGUUAUCAAAGUUACUUGUUUUUUUUUAUGCUCUUCGGUGGUGCAGUGGUUAGCAUGGUCGCCCCACAGAAAGAGGGCUCUGGGUUGGGAACCACCGGCCACUUUAGAUUUUCUACCUGACAGGCAACUUGAUUUAAAGAUGCCACUUAAAGGAAAAAACACGAGCUGGCUGGUGGUUUUGACCUAUUUUGCUGUGCGGCAUAGUGCUGACUGCUGCGUCACCACCAAAAAGCA